UUUGUUUUGCUUUCCCACCUCUGUGCGUGUACGUAUGGUGUGUGUAUGUGUCGAAGAGUAUAGUUAGAGUAUAUCAACAUCGAAAGUUGUAAACAGUCAUUAAAAACUGUACACACUGAUCGCGAUCUCCACGUCAACACGUGCGCGUGAAUGGCUCACAGAGUUUGGACUGGUCGUCCAACUUCGACCGUUCAACAUUACCGUCGAGACGAUAAUCAUUUCUGAGCUGUUUGCAAAAAGGACGUGUGCCUCUUUUGAAGAUUAAAACAGUUUUUUUUUUUUUUUUAAAUUCUCAUCCUGUUAAAAGAAGUGAUACUCUUUCUUAAUUUUUUUAAUCAAAGAGAUAAGUGGAACGAAUUUUAAACAGUUACCGGGUGGCGUGGAAAAUGAUAGACAACCGGAACAAAAUGUCGGGAUUCAAGUACUGCGACGUGGUUAGAUUAGUGAUUGUUACAAGCUGCAUUCUUGGUGCCACAUCAGUCGGGUCGAUAUCACCGAAGAGCGAAGCGCAGUCAGUCGUGGCGGAUAUACCGUGGGACGGCGCUCUAGUUGGACCGUCAUUCGACACGGGGCCGGAAUCUGUUGUCGUCUCCGUCGGAUCUACAGCCUACUUGGCUUGCCGCGUUCGUCAGCUUGGAGAUCGCAAGGUUUCUUGGAUACGGAAACGAGAUUUACACAUUCUGACAUUCGGUCAAGUCACCUACACCAAUGAUGCACGCUUCUCGGUCAUCAAGUCGGCUACAGGAGACAUGUGGACACUGCGGAUCAGAUCCGUUCAGCUUCGCGACGCUGGACUCUAUGAAUGCCAAGUCAGCUCCGAGCCCAAAAUCAGCAAAGCCGUCCGCUUAAAAGUUGUCGUAUCGCAAGCUUACAUCCACGGCAGCCCGGAGAUGUACAUUCGAAGCGGCAGCGACAUCAGCUUGUCGUGCGUGGCCAAAGACAUGCCCGAACCACCGACUCACUUCACCUGGUACAAAGGACUACAAAUAUUAAGUACUGGCGGCAACGAUGGCCAUCAGCUGUUCCAGCAAAAUAGCCACCUUCAGCAACAGCAACCACACCAGAUGAACGCCAACAAGCAGACGAGUUUCUUCGGGAAAUCGUCCAUUAUGACGUCGCUAUCGGGCCGAAAAGUGACGAUCGAAACGAGUCAGCACGGACUAGAAAAUCUACUUCUAAUACGUAACGCUGUGGCCGCUGAUUCUGGCAAUUAUACCUGCAUUCCAGCCGGAGCCGAGCCGGCCAGCAUUGUCGUUCACGUCCUUAAUGGUGAACAUCCGGCUGCAAUGCAACACGGUCACGGAGGCAUAUCACGCACGCAGCCCGGCGCCCGUUUCCACCACUACGUGCUCCUUGCAACUCUUUUACUCUUACUGCAUCGAUACUUAUCGUGGAACCGACAGUUGCGGUAGUUUGAUUCCGCAUUCAAGUUGUUUAUCUUUUGCGAAAUUUUUCCAUUUGUAAUUUCGGGUCUUGAAUUUGCCUCAUCGCUGGCGGAUUGUUUCACUAUCUUUCGUUUUGUCUCGUUUUUUUCUAUUGUACAAAAUGCUGUCCCCAAAUGUGCCCUAGUACACUUUCCCCUACCACCUAUAUAUUCUAUCGUAUUAUUUGUGGUUUCGCCAAAGGUAUAAAGAACAAGCCAUGGAUUUGUAAACGAAGCUAUUCCGCGAAGCGAAUUGCAUUCUUUAUUUUAAUUUAGAGGGGGACAAAAACGUAAUACCAACUUUGAUUUUCCCACCUCAACAACUUUAGACAUUUUAACGGACACCAAAGCUUUUUCUUUCGAUACCAAUUACAAUCAAGACUUAUCAUGUAACACACAUUUUCCUUCCUCGAUUCGCUAUAUAUAUAUAUUUCUAAAUAAAAAAAAUUUACCGACACGAAUGAGACAGUAAGGCGUACGCCUUGACCCUAUAUUGUUGUACAGUUGCAUUAUUGUGGUAUGUGCGAUUAUUGAUGAACGUCAUGCAGUUAUAAUGAGUAACCUAAUCCAAAUUUCACCCGACCCUUAUUGCUCGCCCUCUUCCCCAAAUAACACAAUCAAACAUGUCAAAGAUUUGUAAGAAUGGAUCAAACGUGAGUCCCCCCUUGAUUUUGAUUUCUAUCGAGUAUGUGUGUGCAUCAAAACCAGCGAAAAAAUUAUUCAGAGACGAAGAAAGAUUGUGUUUAUAUUCGCAGAUACGGAUUUAAAGUGACGGCGUUUAUAAAGGAUUCAGCAACCGCAACAGUGGCAUCAAGAAAACAAGAAAACGAAAAGACGGAAGAUGAUAUUAUAUAUACAGUAUAUACGUUAAUCUUGGACGAUGAUAUCAUAUUUCCUGAUGUAGCUCUUUAGAUAGAUGAUAAUGAAACCUCCCACAUGAGUACCAGUUUUCCUUCUCCGUCUUUGUGACCGAUGGGAGGAGGAGAGCCAAAAGUAAGCAAAAACACAUUGGUGUGUUCGGCACUUCUUUUUGUUUUUGUUUUUAAUUCGAGUUUUUUGUUCAU
Daphnia carinata is the source of this 2487-nucleotide messenger RNA. RefSeq lists its product as uncharacterized. The transcript is spliced from 5 exons. The record is from RefSeq and is a predicted model, not a curated record. Gene Ontology annotation, biological process: synapse organization. Gene Ontology annotation, cellular component: neuron projection membrane. Lineage: Eukaryota; Metazoa; Arthropoda; Branchiopoda; Diplostraca; Daphniidae. The coding region runs from base 387 to 1412 and encodes 341 amino acids.